Molecule: messenger RNA, 5453 nt
Organism: Panthera uncia (snow leopard)
Lineage: Eukaryota; Metazoa; Chordata; Mammalia; Carnivora; Felidae
Gene: PPP1R3E
Product: protein phosphatase 1 regulatory subunit 3E
Exons: 2
Coding region: 398-1237 (279 amino acids)
Biological process (GO): regulation of glycogen biosynthetic process
Cellular component (GO): protein phosphatase type 1 complex
Molecular function (GO): glycogen binding; protein phosphatase 1 binding
Source: RefSeq, a predicted model, not a curated record
GUGGUCUCACUCAGGACCGAAAGGGUAGAUCCCCGCCCCCUGGUAAAGCAGCGAAGACAGAUGGGGAGCCACCUGUCAGAGGACUGUGGGCGGGAGCCGGGACCGAGAGGGCCGCGGGACCAGAGGGUGAGCGCCGCUGAGCGCACGCUCAGAGCAGACAGUUCGCAGGAGGCAAGAGAUGAUGGUCCAAAACCCUGGGAGCUGACGGCCAGAGCGGGAGGAAAGGUAGUCACGGAGGGGAGGCAGAGCUACAGGAGGUGGGGGAUCCUGGAGGUGACAGCAAGGAGAGUACGCAACCGCGAGGGGCAGCUCCAGCGAGGACGCCGGGCGGUCGGGCGAGAGAAGGCAGGGCAGCGCCGCGGCGCUGCGGGCGGGCUCCGCCAGGGCGGGGGGUGCCAUGUCUCGAGAGCGGCCCCCCCGCACCGACAUCCCGCGCAACCUGAGCUUCAUAGCCGCGCUGACGGAGCGUGCCUACUACCGCAGCCAGCGGCCCAGCCUCGAGGAGGAGCCGGAGGUGGAGCCAGGCGAGGGCGGGACGCGCCUCGGGGCCCGGUCCCGAGCUCACGCUCCGAGUCGGGGUCGCCGGGCCCUCUCUGCGCCAGCCGGAGGCGGCGGAGUUCGGGUGCCUCGCAGCCGCAGCCCCGACACCCGCAAGAGAGUGCGUUUCGCCGACGCGCUUGGGCUGGAGCUGGCCGCGGUGCGCCGCUUCCGCCCCGGAGAGUUGCCCCGGGUGCCCCGCCACGUGCAAGUUCAGCUGCAGAGAGACGCCCUCCGCCACUUCGCGCCGUGCCAGCCUCGCGCCCGCGGCCUCCAGGAGGCGCGCGCCGCCCUAGAGCCGGCCAGCGAGCCCGGCUUCGCCGCCCGCUUGCAGGCGCAGCGCAUCUGCCUGGAACGCGCCGAGGCGGGACCGCUGGGCGUGGCCGGGAGCGCGCGUGUGCUGGACCUUGCCUACGAGAAGCGCGUGAGUGUGCGCUGGAGCGCUGACGGCUGGCGGAGCCAACGCGAGGCCCCCGCCUCCUACGCCGGUCCGGCCCCGCCCCCGCCGCGCGCGGAUCGCUUCGCCUUCCGCCUUCCGGCGCCACCCAUUGGGGGCGCCCUGCUUUUCGCCUUGCGCUACCGCGUGACCGGCCACGAGUUCUGGGACAACAACGGCGGCCGUGACUAUGCUCUACGGGGGCCCGAGCACCCCGGGAGUGGCGGAGCCCCGGAGCCUCAGGGCUGGAUCCACUUUAUCUGAGACUCCUGCGGCCGACGGCGCAAAAAGCAAAGGAACCCAGGGGCCGGGGGAGCCCGAAGAUUUGGCUGGGAAGAACGAAAGAAACCGAAAUUGGCUGGGAGCUGUCCGAGAGAGUCAAGUGGGGGAGGGCGAGGAGGACGGGAGAAUUCAAAGGGGUGUGGGAGUGGGCGGAAUCGAGGAAGGUUGGGAGGUGGUGUAAAACAUUAGUUGGAUGUGAGUGAUAGCAACCCAACGCAUAUAGGAAAGAAAACCAGAAAAGGCUCUGGGGGGAUUAGGAAAAAAAAAGCCAAGAUGGGGGUUGAUGAUGAUGUCCUAUUCCGUGAGCUGGCACUGGGAGAAAGUAAGUGGGUUCGUCAGGCCUAGGAAGCUGAAGGUUAAGGUUAUCUCUUUGGGAUUGAGGAAGUAUUAUGUUUGAAAUAUGAGCCCACCCUACUGAAGUCAUUUGGAGUGCCAGCUUAUUCCCUCUCUUACCCGCCUUUGCCACCUCAGGUCCCUAGCCCUGCUCAUCCUAAGCUUUAACUCAGCCAUAAUUGCCUUGCUUAAGUCCCAGGAUAAGUCCCCUGUUAUUCCCGAAGAUCCCAGGCUUCAUUCUCCCCUGACUGGCUGGGGAGUGAUGGCAGACCCCCGCCGCCCCCAGGCAGUCCUGGGGAUUAAAAUGAAGGCAAAACCAACUCCAGGCCUGUCCUUGUAGCCAAAUAAUGUCGUGCCUGAGGAGUUGGUACACUCAGGGGCUUCCAGAAAAAUGCCAGCCUUACCUUUCUGGGGUGCCUUUUAAUGACCCCUAAGCACUUUAUGGAAUGCAUUUGUCAAGGAACAAUGAGUCACAAGAAUCACUCUAAUUCUGCCUCAGAAGGAAAGAGUCACUGACUAGCUGUAUUACUUUGGGCAAUGUUACUUCACCUCUCUGGGCCCCAGUCUCCAACUUGGGAAAUUAGAUUUUGAUUAAGUGAUCUCAUACAGCCGAUUCUUGCUCUGACAUUUUAUGAUCUACUGAGUGGCAGAGUGUGGAUGAGAAGCCACAUUCUCCAACCUACAGUUGGAGUACCACAGGUCAGAACACAAAGCAUCCCAGCAUUGGAUUGAGGCCAAGGAUGUGUCCUCCAGUUUUUGACACAGAUACUCCAGAGGCCAAUAAGCAUCCCAUAACCAGCUUGCAGCCUUAUGGUAUUCCAACACCUUUUUCAAACUGCAGCUCAUCCUCUGCCCCUUGCCUUUUGCUCUUGCCCCCACAGACUCCCAGUCUAGGUGCUCUGAGACAGCUUUGAGUAGGUGCAUCUCUGUUGGGGAAAAUGAUGUUUGGGAGCCCCAGAGAUGAAAGGAAACAAUGUUGAGGCUCUCUUGAGGAUAAAGAAUUAUGGAUAUAAGAAAUGGAGAACAUUUCAAAUAAAAAAACAAAGCUACUGAAUAAUUAAGUGGCACCAGAAGAUGGCAGUGUGUUCUAUACCCUGAGCAAGUGAAAUGGGAAAGCAGGACUCUUCUACCCAUUCACAGUCAUGCCUUAGGUCUCCCCUCCUGGUUAACCUCUACUGGUAGUUUUUCCUUUCCUGUUACCCUAUUCCUAAGCUCUUUGCCUUUUUGUUUGUUUCUCUCUCUCAUCACUUUCACUCUUUUAGCAUAUAGGGUAUUUACCUUCGUUUUCUCUUUUCCAUUUGUCUCCCUCUUCAUUCUUGUUGAUCUCUGCUGUUCCUUCUCCCUCCAGAAGGGGUGGAGAACCCACUUCCUUUUCUCCAAGACCAUGGUUGAUCCACCUUCCUCCCUCAGGCUCCUUCUUGACAGUCUUCUAGAAAGGAGAAGAGGGAAAAGAAGCAGUUCCUGAUGCACAUGAACAACUGCUCCCAGGUAACCAGCUCCCUGCACCCUUUUCUAUCUGUUAACUAAUUUCUCAAAAAUUUCUGAAUCCCCCUCCUCCUUAUUACUAAGAGAGUGCAUGCACAAAAGCCCAUACAUGCAUUUAGAACACAGUAUGGGGGCUAGUUACCCUGCCCCUCCUGUCCAAAGCCUUAGUCCUUUGAAGGAAGAUGGGUGAAAGAGAGGAACUCCAAGUCACUUCUCAAAGAAAUGCUGGCUUAAACAUCAUCCUUAUCUAAUGAAGAAAACAAAGGAUUUCAUGCAUCUUGUGGAACACCUUCAGGUCAAAGUACCAGCAGAGUGAAGAAAGAAACUGCUAGAAGCCACAAAGCAAUGUGCUUUUUAGUCAUCAAUGAAGAGCCCAAGGGAGGUUGAUGGAGAGGGAGACUGGGUUGAGGCUCAGUGUAUAAUAAUCUCUUGCCUAAUGUGUAUGCAUUAUUAUUAUGUUGUAUUAACAAUCAUAAUAGCUCACAUUUACUUAUCUGCUAAAAUCUGGUGUCUUGCAUGCAAUACAACCCUCAAAACAACCCUAUCAGUUGAGUAAUAUCCCUAUUUUAGAGCUUAGGAAACAGCUCACAAAAGCUCAGUAAUUUGUUCAAGAUCACAUAGCUAGUAAAUGGCAUAGCUGGGAUUGUGAACUCAAGAUAUCUCCAGAGGUUCUGUGCAUAACCAUUUGAUUAUAGUUCUUCCUUUAAAAACAAAACUGACAACUUUGCCAUAUAUAGUCUCUUAUUAGGAAAAGACCACAGUUUCUAACUGCUCUGCCUUCCUAUCCUCCCAGUCUCCUGAACUGGCAUAGAGAAGGCAAAGCACUGAGGGGUCCCAAUUCCAUCCAGGAGCUUGCUGCUGUCUCCUGUACCAGUGUCCCAGCUCUGCAGAAUCAGCAAGGGACCAUCCUGCCUGCCUGCUAGAGAACUUGGGAGCCCACCUGAACUCAAGCUUUUCCAUACAUUGGGAUUCUCUCCUGGCCCUAACCAACUCUCUACACGUGUUGGUGUGUUAUGCCCCUUUCCACUCCCCCAAAUAGUUUUGAACUGACCAAUCCCUAAAGUUUCCACUAGAAAGUAUCCCUGACUAGGACAAUUGCUGAAUGGUCUGUGCCUGGACCCUCUCUACAAGCCCUGGUAUUACUGAGUAGAUAAACGUAAACUGGUUGGAGAUGGAAUGAAGAAUAAUCCAUUUUUCCCUGAGCUUUCUCAGUAAGAAGUACCAUGGCUCACCCAUCCCCCAUUCUCAGCUUUAUGGAGCCAACACAUGAAUCUUCUAGUUUUCCCAUAUAGAGCUGCCCCAGGGCCUGGGAGUAAACUGACAGUCUAAUCUGAUAUGGGAAACACUAGGAGUUUGAUGAAAUCUUUAGGAAGGUAUGUGUUAGGCAUUGGGAUAGGGACUUUCCCCUAAAGGCUGAUGACUAUAUGAACAGGAGCAAUUUGGUGUAUAUAACAUGUCAGCCAUAGACGAGGAAGUGUUAUAUAAGAAAAAACCUUACGCUGGUCAGGGGCUUGGGUCCUUGAAGCAACACAGCUGGACCACUUUGCCUGUUUCUCCUAUCCAGACCUUAGAUAUCUUCCUACACUUAGCUGUCUGAUAGCCUUCCUUGUUCUUUUGUUUCUCUUUAUGAAUGUAGCGCAUCAUUUAUUGCCACAAUAAGCCAUAACUUCUGAACUCUCCAAUCUAACUCCCACAUUUUCUUGCUUCUAACACCUGUGUUUCUCUGGAGCUUCACUGGAUCCUUGCAAUCCAAAGAUCAUAGAAUCAGAGACCAGGAAAAACUUGUCUUUGGAGAUUACUGGGUCCAUGCUCCACUACAGAUGAGGACACAGGUCCAGAGAUGAGAAGUGAUUUCAGCAGGGUCAGAGAAUUUGUUAGUGCAGCUCAAGAUGGGGCUUACCCUCAACCUUUCUGCACACAUGCCAUUCCUGGGCUAUAAAACAGGCCUCUACAUAGUCAGAUCUGCGAUUUUUCAUGGCAAGGGAUAAUAUCAGAAAUGUUUCAUUUUCUCCUGCUACUUUCCAUUCCCUUCCCCAUCCAGGCAUGAAAAGAAACAAAAGGCACUUGUAGUUUUCUUUGUUUUCCCAGUCUUGGCACUUCUUUGGGUGAUAUUGCUGAGGAACAGUGAAGUUGCUAAAAACAUGGUAUAAUCCACCCAUUGACUAACCUGGAGAGGAAAUUAAAGUUUGCUUUGUGAAUUCCCCCAAACCACUGUUCUCAUCAGGCCCUCCCAGAGCAUCCUCAUACCGUUCACAGUGUAGCCAUGUUCACUAGGCCCCAAACCCACUAGUUCUGUGCCUCACUUCAGCUUCCACAUGCAACUACCCUUCCUUCUGGAUAAAAGACCUCAUAUGUGAAAUAAAGUCAAAAUAUGAAAGUA